GAAAAGGAGCAUGGGAAUAUUUAAAAUGGCACCUGCAAAGGCUUCUGUCAUGUACCUUUUAGGAUUUUUAAUCAAUCCAGUGUUUUUAACACUUAACUGUCCAUAUCAAGGGAAUACAAAACCUGCACAAUCUGAAUAUAAUCUAACAGUCAGUAACUUUAAGUGUUUUACAGUUGUAUGCUUCAAUGUAACUGUUGAUGCAACCAUAAAACAGCCUGAUGCGGUAGUGCUACAGAUGAAUGUCUCCACUGGUUCAGUAGGUCAGUGGUUGAACAGUAAUGGAGGAUGCCCUAAUGAAUGGACCAAGCCUGCUAGCCAAGGAUCUAAUCUACUACCCUUUUCUGCAACAUGGAUAGUCAAUGUUACUUAUAAUGGAUCUGCAACUCUGAUAGCUUUCUUUGAGAUGAAAAGCAUUGUAUACAGGCUUGAAAAAGCACUUUACUUUGCUACUCGGGAAAAUGAUUCUGUCUUACAAGUAAACAACGUCAGUAAAAAUAAGCCACUACUGGAAAAUGUUGGGCCAAACCAGAAUGCAGAUACAACUUCAACAGCACAUCUUGCAACCAAAGCACCUGGUCCUCCUCACUCAGCUUCAGCAGAGGACAAGCCAGCUAUCUUCACCUCAGCCUCAAGUUUAGCUUCUGGGUUGAAUUCUCUACAUUUCAAUUGUGUAUUUUACCUUGUUAUCCAGAUAAUGUUAUUGCUGUUUAACAUGUUAUAGCAAGUUAAAUUAUGUCUUUACUGUGCCAAGAAUUUGCAAAGUUGUGAAAUUAAAGUGUAGAACGAUUGUGAUAUUGAAACUGAAACACCUGCUUACUUUUUUAUUGAACUGCUGCUGUACUAGCUCAACUAUCAUUGCUGAACAACAGUAAGCGUGAUGAUUUCUGCAAUCCCCCUUCAAAUGAAUGCCAGAUCUCUAGACCACACUUACAAAUGCUAAGAUCAGUGACUUAUUAGUUUAAAAUUGCAAAAUACUUCGUUAAGUAUAUAAAAUUAUGUGCCUUUCAAUUAUUCUUAAUUUUUAGGAUUUCACUAAUUUUGCAAGAAAAAGUAAUUCUGUCCCUCAUGAAAUGUAGGUAACCAGUCAAAUAAUGCAUUAGAAUAGUAGAAUUCAUGUUAUUUAUAAAGUGCAUAUAUAAAUAUAAAUCAUUUUAUUGUACAAACUUUAAAAGGGAAUACUAUCAAUAUAUUAUAAGCAUCACUUUUUCUGCACCUUUGCUCCUAAUUAUGCAAAGUUUUGUCCUCAUUUUGAGUAAUGAGAGUUAGGAUUUCUUUUUUAAUAUUUACUUCAUCUAGUAAUGGUAGUGUAAUGGCUAAGCAAAUGUUUUGGGGAUAACCAAUAAAAAAUGUUUCAUUAUAUACAUUCAGCAGUUCUGAGUACUGAUGCUAUACAGGAAUUUGCAACCAAUUCACACAGCUUUGAAGAAAAUGCUUGCAUUGUAAUAAUAUGGAAAGCAUGUUUAAACUAAUGCUAUUACCAUGGUAUAGAAACAUUUAAGUAUAAUACGCAGAUUAAAUCCAGAUGUGUUGCAUCUGGGGAGCCAUGAUCAUAAAUCACAUUAUGUCACUCUACUUUCCAAUUAUGUCUCUCUUGUAGCUAUAAAAUGAACACAUAAUGCUGCUGUUUUCUGUAU
Molecule: messenger RNA, 1634 nt
Organism: Protopterus annectens (West African lungfish)
Lineage: Eukaryota; Metazoa; Chordata; Ceratodontiformes; Protopteridae
Exons: 3
Coding region: 11-721 (236 amino acids)
Source: RefSeq, a predicted model, not a curated record